CUCGUGUUUCCUGAAGUGCAGCAACGGAACAAAAUGGCAGAAACAGCUCCAGCUCCAGCUCCGGCCGUCGCGCCGGCCAAAGCGGCCAAGAAGGUGGUGGCCAAGCCGAAGAAGGCCGGUCCCAGCGUGGCUGAGCUCAUCGUUAAAGCCGUGGCCGCAUCCAAGGAGCGGAGCGGCGUGUCUGCUGCCGCCGUCAAGAAGGCUCUGACCGCGGAAGGAUACGACGUGGACAAGAACAAGUUCCGCGUGAAGACCGCCAUCAAGAACCUGGUUACCAAGGGGACUCUGGUCCAGACCAAGGGGACCGGGGCCUCCGGCUCCUUCAAGAUCAGCAAGCUGGCUGCCGACAAACCGGCAAAGAAAGUCGCCCCCGCAGCCAAGAAACCCGCAGCGGCCAAGAAGCCCAAAGCGGCGGCAGCAAAGAAACCUGUUGCCGCAAAGAAGUCACCGAAGAAGGCCAAGAGACCCGUAGUGGCCAAGAAACCGUCAGCGGCCAAGAGCCCAAAGAAGGCAGCAAAGAGCCCCAAAAAGCCCACCAAGAGCCCCAAGAAGGUGGCGAGGAAGGCCCCCGCAGCCAGGAAGACCCCCGUCAAGAAGGCUGCCAAAGCCCGGAAGGCAGCACCCAAGAAGAAGUGAGCUGCUCUCCGGCUGAACAACCAACUCCUUUUUAAAGGCUCUUUUAAGAGCCACCCACACAAUCUAAGAGCGUUUCCCUCUUUUCAUUAACAGCAGACACAAUAUUCAUAUUCACAUUUUAAUUAAUUAACUUAAAAUACAACCUAGGAGCUAAAUAUGAUCCUAAUGCAGUAAUUCACUCGCUCCAACUGAUAUAUGUAAAACAAUGGACAUUCAUACACUCCAUGUGUCUGAAUGUGUCAGCCUCCAUGUCUAUGAAUGUUUCAGCCUCCAUGUCUAUCAACGUUUCAGCCUCCAUGUCUAUCAA
Molecule: messenger RNA, 943 nt
Organism: Cyclopterus lumpus (lumpfish)
Lineage: Eukaryota; Metazoa; Chordata; Actinopteri; Perciformes; Cyclopteridae
Product: histone H1-like
Exons: 1
Coding region: 34-636 (200 amino acids)
Biological process (GO): negative regulation of DNA recombination; nucleosome assembly; chromosome condensation
Cellular component (GO): nucleus; nucleosome
Molecular function (GO): structural constituent of chromatin; nucleosomal DNA binding; double-stranded DNA binding
Source: RefSeq, a predicted model, not a curated record